UAACUCUUAGGUUUUUAUUAGCAUAUUAGGACAUGAAAGUAAUACUUAGAUGUCACUGCUUUUUAGCUAGUUAUCUCUUCUUGUCACUAAACGAGUCGGUCACACGGUCUGCACUCCAAGACAAUAAUGUCCCCUUUUCCUUUUAUGGCAUACACAAGCACCGGAUGUGACAUCAUUUUAGGGUCAAUAUCGGUUGUUCUUUGAACUCACUGCAUAACACAAGACACGCCUCCAAUAUUUUGAACACAUUUAAAAUCGCACGACCAGGAAUAUCAGGAUUAAACAAGCUCUGGCAACGGCCGAAGCCACAACAGAUACUUCUUCUCGCCUCAGACAUGACGCCUUCAGCGCCUUUUAUCCGCUUAUUGAUUCUAGUUACUUCUAUCAAGACUCUUUACGCUGCAAGGAUUUUCAACCGGGGAGAAAUUCAUCCAGCUGGGAAAGACGAAAUUUCAACCUGUGGUAACAUAAGGGAUGUAAUUCAAAGGAACUCUGCCAGGUUCCGUAAAAUUUUAGUUCGAAACACAAACUCUGAAAUUGUGUUUCUGAACGAUGACUCGAGACGAAUGACUGCCAGAGCUAAGAGCAAGCUAGAUGUUCUUGCUACUCGUGUAUCGGCUCGCUGGGGUGGAAGAAAGGUGAAGGUACUCAAGGCAUGGACAGACACAGUUGUUCCUGGAACUAUCUCCCUCCAUUAUGAAGGCCGAGCUGUACGGCUGGUAGUCGAUGACAACGACGUAGGAAAACUUGGAGAACUAGCAGGUCUGGCCGAGCAGGCGGGAUUUGACUGGAUUCAGUACACCCGAAACAAUUACGUUCAUGCGAGUGUGAUAAGAGAUGUUUGCCAGACAUCAAUAGACCUUGCCUUCAUCCUCGACACAUCAGGCAGUGUGGGAAGCUACAACUUUGGAAAGAUCAAAACAUUCGUUAAAAAUAUCAUCGACUUCUUCAACAUUGGUACUACUGGCACCCACGUGGCCGUCGUCACCUACUCAUCCUGGCCAGUAGUCGAAUUUAACCUUAAGGCUCACUACUCCAAAACCUCCCUCAAGAAUGCAGUCGGCGAAAUUGAAUACCGAGCUGGAUGGACGUACACUGGAGAUGCCUUGGAAAUGACUAGAACAGAUAUCUUCAACACUGUAGAUGGAAUGAGGCCUGAUAAAGGGAUUCCCAAGGUCGCAGUGUUACUGACUGAUGGCUACUCCAAUGGCUGGGGAGUGAAAACGGCAGCCAAUGCACUCAAGAACCAAGGAGUGAAUCUGUUUUGUAUUGGUGUUGGGAAUUACAAUGAAAGAGAGCUGAAUGACAUUGCCACCGAUCCUGAUAGCACCCAUGUCUUCACGUUGGACAACUUUAAUGAUCUGUCAAGCUGGGUGGAUAAGCUGAGUUCUGUGUCUUGUGACGAGGGGGCCACAGUUUCAUCUUGUGAUGAUACCACAUCAAGCGUCGAAGGCGGAUCCUUUUUGUACUUCAAAACCAAGUUCGAGUCGGUGACUGGCGGGAUUUCCGUCGAGGUUAAAGACAUUGAAGGUAUCAGUCAUUUGUACGUUUCCCUGACGACCACCAACCCAGGACCGAUGGAUCCUCACUCUCAAAAGAACGAAUUGAACACAUCACCGAGAUCAAUCCGGCUUAACUUUACUUCUGCUCGUAGCAGCACUACCAUUAUCUACGUAGCAGUUCAAGGUCAGAUGAAUAGCAACAAGUUUAAAUUAUCCAUGUGGGAUACCCUGUUCAGCCAGGACAGCUAUGUAGCCAACCCAGAUGAAGAAGUUCCUGGAACUCAAAAAGUAAAAACAGUUGCUUCAAGUUUUACUAAAUAUAGGUUGAGAUAUUCAAUCACUGAUGGAAACAGCGAGGGAAAGUUCCACAUCAACAGCCAAACAGGUCUUAUAACAGCAGACACUCUAGACCGUGAAGCCACUGCAACUUACAGGAUUACAGUCUUGGCUCAAAACAUCAACAAGGCUUGCCACAAAGGAAGAACAGUCGUGGUUGUCAAUGUCCAGGACACAAAUGACAACUCUCCACAAUUUUCAAAAAAGCUGUAUCAAGCAGACGUGAAAGAGAAUGCAAGGAUUGGGACAUCUAUUACCACGGUAACGGCGGCUGACAAUGACAAGGAUGAUAUGUUGACCUAUAGAAUCAAUGAUACAUCUAACACCUUCUCCAUCGAUGAUACUAAUGGAGUCGUCACGACCACAAAACAAUUAGACUUUGAAACGAACAAUCUCUAUCGUAUAGAAAUAAGAGCCUCAGACGGAAAGAACGAAGCUAAAACAAUCCUAGAGAUUCGAAUCUUAAGUGUAAAUGAAAGGCCAAGUCUUAAUGAUGCCUGCGCAAAGAGUUCCCGUUGUUCUUUCCGAGUCAAUGAAUCGAAAAAAGUCAACACCUAUAUUGGCACGCUUAAUGCCUCCGAUCCCGAUGGUGAUAGACUGACUUACAAACUAAAGAUGCUAGACUCUCAGGACAACGUUUUUGCGAUAGACACAACAGGAAGAAUAACUUUGGGAAAGAAAUUGGAUCGUGAGGUUAAGCCUGUUUAUAGUGUUCUUGUGACUGUCAGUGAUGAUGGUACCCCAGUUCUGGCCACCCAAACUGUUGUCAGUGUUAUAGUAACCGAUUAUAACGAUAAUUAUCCCACAUUUCCUUAUAAAAGAUACACAGCAUCUGUGUACGAAAAUGCUGCGAGAGACAGUACUGUGAUGCAGGUGGUAGCAAUAGACGCCGACAUAGGUGACAACAGUAAACUUACCUACAGCUUACAAGGUGGAAAUACCAGCUUCUUUACCAUCGACUCCAACACGGGCAUCAUCAAGACCUCACAAACAUUUGACCGCGAGACAAAGUCAUCAUAUCAGUUAACCAUACGUGUCGUAGAUGGCGGGAAUCCUCAGCAUCAUGGACAGACGUCAGUCACUGUGAAUAUCCUGGACGUCAACGACAAUAAACCUAAUUUCAUCAAGAACGCUUAUUCCUUCUCCGUAUCAGAAAAUACCACUACAGGGGCAACUAUUGCCACAUUGAGCGCCACAGAUCUUGAUAUAGGUAUCAAUGCAGACAUCAGAUAUUAUAUCGUGAGUGGAAAUUUGGGCAACACAUUCGAUCUUGAAUCCCAAACUGGUAAUUUGAAGUUGGCCAACACUCUGGAUUGUGAAAGAAGGACUUUGUAUCGCCUUGUGAUUGGUGUGUCAGAUCGAGGCUUGCCUUCGUUAUCGUCUACUACCAAUGUGCAAAUCAAUGUAGUAGACGUUAAUGACAAUUCUCCAAUAUUCGCAUCAUCAGUUUACCGAGCUACAGUAAAAGAGAACUCGCUAGUCGGUAAAAGCGUCGUCAAGGUACUUGCUACAGAUCGGGAUUCAGGUGCCAAUGGCAAAGUGGAAUAUGCCAUAAUAGACGGCAACACUGAGAAUACAUUCACAAUCGACUUGAAUUCAGGGCUAAUAACGAUAAAGAAAUCUCCAAAAUUCAAGACCAGCAGCCGGUACGACCUCAAAGUAGAAGCACGUGAUAAGGGAAAUCCAAUCAAAACUGAUACAACACAAGUUAAAAUAACCAUUGAAGACGUCAAUGACAACAAGCCCAUAUUUGGUCAGGACAGGUACAACGUUAAGGUUUCUGAAGCCGCUGCCAUAGGAAGCACUGUGCAAGAUGUUUCGGCGACAGACGAGGACUCUGGACCACUUGGUCGGGUGGUGUUUAGUAUCUUGAGAGGAAAUGUUGGGAACAAGUUUACCAUCGAUGGUAGCACAGGUUCCAUUAAGGUGUCCUCAUCCCUGGAUCGUGAAUCUACCAAAGAAUUCAUCUUAACCAUCAAAGCCCGCGAUGGAGGGACUCCACCACUGAGCUCAACUUGUCAAGUCUUGAUCAACGUGACUGAUGUCAAUGACAAUACGCCGGUAUUUAGUGGUCCAUAUACCUUCCACGUGUCUGAGGACCAGUUUGUAGCAUACCUUGUUGGGCAGGUGACUGCUACAGAUCGCGAUUCUGGUGAAAAUGCACGAAUCUCUUAUUCUGGAAGUACUGAUGUCUUCAACAUCGAUCCCGUUUCUGGAAAGAUUACGUUAUCAAAAAAGGUAGAUCACGAAGCCAAGUCUAGUUACUCCCUUACGGUGACUGCUUCUGAUCACGGCUCACCGCCGAUGUCUACGUCCAUUGUCGUCAAGGUGAUUGUGGAUGACGUCAACGACAAUCCUCCAAAGUUCCCUCGAGACAUGUACAACUGUAGCAUUGCAGAAAAUAUGGUAAAAGGUGCGACUGUUUGUUAUGUUACUGCUGUAGAUCCCGAUUCGAGUGCUAAUGGUCGACUUGUGUACACAAUUGCUGGGGGAAAUGGAACGUUUCUUAUUAAUUCGGACACUGGUGAAAUUACCACGACAGCCCCACUUGACCGUGAGAGUACUGCAAGCUACCGUUUAACAGUGACGGUAAGUGAUGGAAAGACCUUUCGUUCUGGCCCUUCUUUCACUGACUCGGUCACUGUGUAUGUAACUGUGCAAGAUGAGAACGAUAAUCCACCUAAGUUCAUUGGAGCUCCUUACAGAAUGGAAGUAAAAGAGGAUGCCAGUUUCGGGACGAGUGUAGGUAGGGUGUCAGCAGUAGAUGCAGAUGAUGGUCCCAACGGGAUGAUUACUUACAGUAUCUUACAAGGAAACAGUGAACAAAAGUUUAACAUAAAUCCCAGUUCUGGUGUCAUCUCCGUACAGAAAUCUCUUGACAGAGAACAGACAGCACAGUACACAUUGAGCGUCCAAGCAAAAGAUUCUGGAAAACCAGUACCACAGUCAACCAGCACCAAUAUACAAGUAGUAAUCCAAGAUGUCAAUGACCAUUCUCCUUCAUUUGAACGCGAAAUAUUUUAUGGACAGAUCAGGGAAGACGCUUCAAUUGGGUCUUCAGUAUUGCAGGUCAAAGCUGUAGACCGUGAUGAGGGGGCAAACGCUAAACUAACUUUCAGUCUGUCUGGAAAGGGAAGCGAAAAUUUUACCAUCGAUUCCACGGGAUUCGUGAAGUCCUUCACCGCACUUGAUUACGAGACGACUAGCUCUUACCUUCUGACUGUGACUGCAAACGAUUCUGGGAACCCACCGAAACAGGACACAGCUAAGGUGAACAUCUCAAUCAUAAAUGUUAACGACAACGUCCCGUCGUUCGACUCAACAGGCCAAAUAACGACCAUUCCUGAAGAUGUUGCCAUAGGAACUAGGGUUGUUAAGCUGAAUGCCACCGACUCCGAUGGCAGCCAACUUACAUUUGAUAUAAUCAAAGGAAAUAUCGGGGGCGCGUUCAUCAUUGGUUCUCAGACUGGUGUUAUUAGCGUUGCCAAGCGACUAGACCGAGAGAAUGUUGCUAAUUACACCUUGGUUGUCAAGGCAACAGACAAUGGUGGAAUGUUUGUUAGUAACAAUGCGACUAUUCAAGUUCUUGAUGUUAACGACAAUAAACCAACUUUUGAGAAGAAUUCUUAUUCCGUCGAGAUAUUGGAAAAUCAACUGGCAGGAAUAACAGUAGUGAAAGUGCUUGCCACGGAUCGUGACUUGGGCAAGAAUGCCGAGAUAACAUACCAGAUAUCGUCAGGAGAUAAAACCAAGUUUAAAAUAGACCCAACAACAGGUCUUAUCACAACACUCGCUACCCUUGAUCGAGAACAACAGCAAGCAUACCAGCUGUAUGUGACAGCAAAGGACCACGGGACGCCUAGUCAAUCCUCAGUUGCCUUGGUGACGGUGAAAGUUAAGGAUGAGAACGACAACAAACCACGAUUUGCCCAGAAUUUGUACCCGGUUUCUUUAGUCGAAAACACGGCUCUCAAUUCUGUUGUUUUAAGGCUUCGUGCUGUUGACCCCGACGAAGGUACCAACGGACAGGUGACUUACGCCAUAACGUCUGGUAACAGUGACAAUACCUUUGGGAUUAGCGCGAACACUGGAGAGCUGUCUGUCCUAAGGCUAAUCGAUCGGGAAACAAUAGCCUCUUAUGACUUGACAGUCUCAGCUUCUGAUUCAGGAAGCCCGAAAAAAAACUCAUCGACCUCCGUCUCCAUAACCGUUAUAGACGAAAACGACAACGCCCCUGUUUUCACCAAUCAAAAUGCUUCAUUCAGUGUCGAGGAAAAUGUACCACGUGACACGUUGGUAGGUGUUGUCACAGCAACCGAUGCUGACGUGGGAAGUAAUUCUCAGAUUGUGUACUCGAUUAUCAAAGGAGCACAAAAUGUGCUUGCUAUCAAUCCAAGCACUGGGGUUAUUACUGUCAUGGGAAGAAUCGAUCGUGAAACCAUGGCAACGUAUCCACUGACCAUCAGAGCGUCUGAUCGAGGCUCGCCAGUCUUGUUUUCUGACAAAAAAUUUACCGUCAGAGUUGAUGACGUCAAUGACAACGCUCCUGCUUUUGAAAAAAGCAUUUACCGAGUUAACAUUCGCGAAGACGCUCCAAGGCAAUCUAGUGUGGUAGUUGUCAAGGCAACCGAUGCUGAUCUCGGAGCAAACGCGGCUGUUCGUUACCAGAUAGUCAGCGGUAACACCCAAGGUCUAUUUUCAAUUAACCCCAGCAGCGGUCUGAUAACGACGUCCGGCUUUCUAGACUACGAGAAACAGCGCAAAUACACACUGGAAAUUAGCGCAAGUGAUAGUGCAAGAACGACUAAUGCAAGCGUCAUUAUUGAUGUUGUUGAUGUCAAUGAUAAUGAUCCACUCUUUGGACAACGCGCCUAUUUCGCGAGCGUACAGGAAAACAAUUUAACUGAAGUUAUUAGAGUCUUUGCUACUGACAAAGAUCCAUUUGGUGUCCUUGUAUACACCCUGAAUUCCAGCUACCCGAGCAGCAACCGAUUCAAUAUCGAUCCAACAAGCGGAAGUAUAUCGACAGCCGAGCCAUUAGACAGGGAGACCAAAGAUAAAUACGUUAUACAAGUUGUUGUAGCAGAUGGUGGGACACCAGCGCGCACUGACGCUGCCAUAGUAACCAUUAACGUCACCGAUGUCAAUGACAACCGUCCAACAUUCAAUGACAGCUCGUAUUCCGUGACUGCUCCAGAGAACAUCACUGUCAACACGAUUGUUGCCCAGAUCUUUGCAAGUGAUCGUGAUUUAGGAAACAAUGCAAAAUUUUCCUACUCCAUGUUACCAACAAGGUUCUUCUCAAUAGAAUCAGACACAGGAAUAAUCAGAAAUGUCUUAACGUUGGACAGAGAAACUACGCCAAGCUUUACCCUCACAUGCACCGCUACAGACGACGGAUACCCUAGACUCACAUCCGAGCCAGUAACCAUUCACGUGAUACUUCAAGAUGUUAAUGACAAUGCUCCACGAUUUGAAAACCAGCCUUACUAUUCCAAUGUAAGUGAGAAUGAAGCCGUUGGGUCAAUAAUUGCAGACGUUCUUGCAGUUGACCGAGAUCUUGGCGACGCUGGUAAAGUAGAGUACAGAAUAACAAGUGGGGACCAGAACGGAAUGUUUACUAUUGAUAACAAUACUGGGAUCAUUUCCCUUGGUAGAGCACAUGACCGUGAACGCCAAGACGCCUAUACAUUAACCGUACAAGCAUCAGACCUAGGGACCCCUCCCCUACAAUCUACCACCAAGGUGUACAUCAACAUCCUCGAUGUCAAUGACAAUGCACCAAUAUUCAAUACCACUUCUCUAAGGGGAAGCGUCAAGGAGAAUAAGCCCGCAGGCACAUACAUCAUGCGGUUAACCGCCAACGACGCAGACUCGGGUUACAACGCUCGGAUACAAUUUAGAUUCCAAACGGAUGAAUACAAAAAUUUAUUUUCUCUGGACAUCUAUACCGGAGAAAUCGAAACGAGAAAAGGACUCGAUCGUGAAAGACAAGAACGCUAUGUACUUAAGAUUGUAGCAUUAGAUAUGGGGAACCCCCGAUUGACGUCAUUAGCUGAUGUAAUCAUUGACGUCAUCGACGAGGAUGAUAACUGUCCAGUCUUCCAGUACUCAGAAUACAACGUCACUAAGUCUGAGGAUAUUGCGCUGGGAGCCGAGAUUGUCCAGGUGCUGGCUACUGAUGUGGAUCAAGAGAAUGUUACUUACUAUAUUAGGUCUGGAAACCCUGGUGGGGCGUUUACUAUUGAUCAAAAAACAGGAAUGAUCAAAGUAGCAAACCCAGAUGCUGUUGAUCGAGAGAAACACGAAGCGUUCACACUGAUUGUACGAGCAGGCUCUGAGAACUGUGGUGUUAAUGAAACUGAUGGAGGAAAUACAGCCGAGGGUGGUAUCGACAUUCUCUCUUCAGCCAUAGCAACCGUCAACAUCAUCCUCGAGGACGUGAAUGACAACCCGCCAACUUUCCAGGAGUCCGCUUAUACGUUCGACUUUGACGACAUCAAAACAAAAUUUCUUUUUACAAUAUCUGCUGCUGACAAAGACCUUGGUCCGGGAGGGAUUGUCAAGUACAGAAUGGCUGGACAAACUGAGAUCGGUGGUAAUCAUGUGGCUACAGUAGCAGCUUACGACCAAGGAUCGCCAAGUCUUGAAAGCAACGUGACGGUGACAGUCCAUGUUAAGUCGGGGUUAACAUGUGAAGCAAUGGUGUUUACUGUAACGAGUGAUGGAGGAAUAUACGUCAAGACGCUUUGUCACUUUGAUGAGAAACCCGAUGAGAAUAAAAUUGUCGUUGUUGGCGAACCUCAUCAGCUAAAGUGCUCCGCCAAUGGUAACACUGUCCCUGAAUACCGAUGGAUGUUAGAUGGCAGGAUGUUGACCACUCCUUCAUCAAAUGGUACCUACGUCAUUGAACGUUUGAGUCAAGAAAAUGAAGGUUCUUAUUCUUGUUUGGCAUCAAGUGAAGCUGGCGUAAUACAGUCUUCGGCGUCCAUGCUGAUUGUGUACGAGAAACCAACAGUCAUACUGCACCCAAAGAACACUUCAGCUGCCUUAGGAGGUAUCACAACCCUGGAAUGCAAAGCAACUGGUGACCCUGAUCCCUCGUAUCAGUGGUUCAAGAAUGAUGUCGAAAUCCUUGCUACCAAUGACAUUGUCCCAGACAAGCCUACGUUAGUCAUCAGGAAAACAAUCAUCCAAGACCAAGCCUGGUACCGCUGUUCUCUCCGUAAUGCCGCCGGCACUACUUUAUCGAAUGCUGCCUAUUUGAAGAUCUUUGAAUCAGAAGCACUGGUCUCCUUGGAAAUCUCUGUUAACAAGCCAAACCUCGCCAAGCAAUGUCAUAUUUUUGAUCUAGAAGCUUUUAAGAAAACACUGAGAAAAGUCUUGGAGGCUGAAGCGACCAUAACUAAUAUGACAGUCUUGGCAGAAACUCUGUGCGAAUCAGAUCCUUGCUUCAGCAAUCCAUGCAUGAACGGCGGAGUAUGCAAAACUGGUCCAGGGAAAAAUGAAUUCAGUUGUCGUUGUGAGCCAGGAUGGGCAGGAAAGGAUUGUACGAACGACAUCAAUGAAUGCGAAAGAAGUCCGUGUCGAAAUGGAACAUGCACAAACACAGUUGGCAGCUACCAAUGCAAAUGCACAAGCUAUUCAACCGGUAAAAACUGCAAACUAAGAAAAGACGCAUGCGCAGGAAGCCCCUGUAAUAAGACCAACAUUUGUGUAUUGUCCGAGAUGCAUGCCAACGGCUACAAGUGUCUGAGUGGGGACAAGCUAAUUGAGAUGAAGUACACGAAAGAAAUCGCUGAUGAUGGUGACAAGUUUGAUCUGGAGAAAAAGAUGACAGAGAUAAUCAUUUCUGCACCAGACAAACUCAGUGUUAACAAUAGCAACGUGAACACGAGACGACGUGAAAGAAGUGCCAACGAUAAGAUAGACUAUGGCACAUGCGUAGCAAGAAUACAUCUUGUUAGUGACACGUGGAUCAAAUUUUUCCUCCUGUGUCCGAAAGAACUCAACGCAAACCAGGAUGUGGUUAAGCAGUACGUAUGUGGGUUGAUGCUGGAUCAGAAAGUAGCUGAAUCUUGUGGAAGUGGGUCCAACAUGAUGACACCCGUUCCACCAGUCACCUAUCCCGCCAUCGAUCCCAUGAGAGUCAAGAUCUUGCUGUUUGCACGAGACAAGUCUAAUCGUGAUAUCGAUGGUGAAAGUCUUAUCAAAGGGCUGCAAUCCAAAACCUUCCAGGAACAAAUGGCAAGUCAAGGAGUGGAGUUCGUGGCAGCCAAACAAGUUCGUCCAAAACCAUUGAAAGCUAAUCCGUCUUCCUCCAGCACUGGUUUAAUAAUAGGACUAGCGAUCCUUGCUUUGAUGGUCGUCGCUGUUGCCAUUGUAGGAUUCUUAUAUUAUCAAAGGAGAAAGAACCAAAAUAAGCAAGUAAAUAUUGAAGACAGAGCUAUUCUUCGCCGUGAUAGUCCUCACCAGAAUGUACAACGUAAUGUCUCGACCAGGGACAUCACAAGAUCGGAGAAAAAGUACAUUAAUCAAGCCUUCACUAACUCCAUUUAUGAUGACGAUGGUGGUGACGAAGAAAUGUUCAUGGUCGAGGUGGACCUUUCAUCGCCCAAAAAGAAAGACACACCCAUAACCAAGCUCCUCGAAGAGCCUUGGUAUUACGACAAAAUAACCUCCAUCGAAGCAGAAGACCUUCUCGAUUCAAAAGUACAACCAGGCACGUUCUUGGUACGUAAAGGACUAAACCCAAACGAAUAUGUACUUACUGUAAGAUGUCCCGAAGGAGGUCCCUCUCACAGACACCUUGUGCUUAAGUACACAAGUAAGCAGAAAUUUGAAGUUCAGUUUGGUACCAUGCCCCUGGCGCUAGACUUCGACACAGUUGGUGACGUCAUUGACCAUUUCCAGGCAACGCCCAUUGAGUUUGGACCAAAUGUUCCGGAUGUAGUGUUGACGAAUGGCUGGUGUAAGAGUCAAGGGUAAAAUCUCUCAGUUCAAAAAUAAUCACGGCAAUCAGUAUGCAGCAUUAUUCUUAACGAUAACACUCAAAUAGGUUAUCUACAAUCAUUUCUCAGCAAAUAAAAUAGUAAAUGAAUUGAUGGCCAAGUUAGUUGAUAAAACUAACUAUGAACAGCAAUUUCCAGAACCAAAUUUUUUUUGCGCUAGAUUAUGAGUAAAUCUUUUAAAAUCUGUAUCAUGACCGCUUUGUGCAAGAGCUGUAUUUUGAUACAAUGUUAGAUAAUCGUAGUUCGUCUCCAUCAUUUUCUAUUUCUGAUAUGUUCUUAAUACUUCGAAAAAUUUAGUAGAAAAAACUACAAAACGUACUCAAGUUAAAUAUCAUUCAAAGGUAACAGAUUCGCGUGACGUCACGUCGCGUCACGUAGUAAUUUCCCGCUAAAAAAAAGCGCGUUCUCGUAAGCAUUCUUCUUCCAAAACUAAUCAAACAUGAUGGACAAAUAAUUUCCAGAACAGAGUUAAAAGUUAAAAUAGCUGAGAAAAUAUAAUCUAGUGAACCAAAUGAAUAUCGUAAAUUAUUUCAUCGAAAAAUUUUUUUUCAACUUUCAUUUAAUGAACAAAAAGAUGACUAAAUUUCAUUAUAAUUAGAACAUAUAAAAAUGUAGUUCAUAUGAUAUAAAUAUUUUGUUAAUAUAUAGAUGGAGAACAUACAUUUUGAAAAAAAUAUAUAUAAUUUUGUAAAUAACUGAAUGUAGAUUUUAUUUACGAAAUUUUUACUAAUAAAAUUUAAGUUAAUCUA
Molecule: messenger RNA, 11598 nt
Organism: Actinia tenebrosa (Australian red waratah sea anemone)
Lineage: Eukaryota; Metazoa; Cnidaria; Anthozoa; Actiniaria; Actiniidae
Product: protocadherin Fat 4
Biological process (GO): cell-cell signaling; multicellular organism development; homophilic cell-cell adhesion
Cellular component (GO): plasma membrane; cell-cell junction
Molecular function (GO): calcium ion binding
Source: RefSeq, a predicted model, not a curated record